GGGGGGCAGCAGUGCGCCUUUGUGUCGUGUGAUCAGCUGUAGAAGAAGAAGAAGGACAGGAGGUAAACAUGGCAGAUGACAAGAGUCCUCUGGGCCAGCUCAAGGAUCUGGUGGAGCUGAAGGACCAGCUGGAAGACAUUCAGAGACGGGUGGAAGAUGAGAUCCAGGCUGGAGUUCCUCCAGGAGGCAGCCUGCUGGGUUCUCCUUUCCUGAAGGGUUUUCUGGCCGGCUACAUUGUCGCAAGGCUACGCUCCUCAGCGCUGAUGGGUGUUGCCGUAGGAACGUGUACAGGGAUCUAUGCAGCACAAAAUUACGCGGUUCCCAACAUUGAAAACACCGUGAAAGACUACAUACGCAACCUGAGAGGAGGACCUAAAUGAGGAGGGAGGAGGAAAUGUAAGAAGACAAGAAAACGGGAGAGUCGAGAUACAAGAGGAGGGUGUUGAUACAAGUUCAUACGGGAACAGAUAUGUAUUUCAAAAGUUCAAACCUUUCAGCAGUCAUUAAUUCAACCUUCCACAUGAGUAAAUAGAAGUAGAAACUCAUAGAAUAAGGUCAAACAGAUUCUUAUUUUUGGUAAUAAAUUGAGCACAUUACCGUGCAUGUGGAAAGAAUUACAGUGCAGUUGAUUUAAACACAGGAGACCCCAUAUUUCUUUCCCAAAUGGUCAGUGAUCGAAAUUUAGACAAACUGCUGCCUCUAUUAGCAGCUCAUUAUAGCUGCUAUAAUUGAUUUGUGACCUCAACCCUAUCCCGCCUGAAACCACAACAUGUGCUUUCUUUAGAUUUAUUGAUACGAGACCAACCAAUAUCCACAUGUGCAAGCCAGCUGUGUUUGCUAUUUCACCUCGUUUCUGAAGGAGGUUGUCUCGAGGGAGACGCACCACAUUUCUUUUGUGGUUCAGGCAGAUUCAGAAUAUUAAGUUUCUCCAUGAGGAGCGCUUAUUUCGUCUUCUUUGUUGUCUUCUGCCAUGUAGUGAUCAGAAAUCUAUUAUAGCAGCCUUAACUAAUUUGCACUUAUUUGCUCAGGGGGUGAUAGAGUAUGUAAAAAUGAUCUCACUUCACACCUCAACAUGCUCUUUAGUGUAAAACCUGUCAAAACCCCUCAUGGUUGUUGUUAGUUUUCACGUUGUUUGCAGCUAUCAGAGCAAAGUCUGUGGUGUGAAAUGACUCGUCUUUGCAGGCACGACAACCCCCUGUGAGAUUAUAGGUCAAUCACUUGGUAAAACAUUUUUAAACUGUAGUCCUCAUGUCUGUAAAUGUUCACGAAAAAAAUAACUUCAGGUACACUUUUUCAGAGAUUUUUAAAACUUUAAAAGUAACUCCAAAAAUGACACACUCCAUUUAAAAUAAAUAAAUAAGGAUAAGUACUGGAAAUGUAAGUAAUAUUUCUCUAUAUAGUCAUUCAGACUUCAGCUGGAAAACGGUUAUCAAAUGAAAAUGUGCGCCAAAGUGACAUUUUUGUUAAAAGAUGUAGUUUCAAUUGCACUUGGGAGUUUAAAGUAUUUUAUGUAAAAUAUAUAUUAAGAGUGCCUACUCUGGUCUGGACUUGAUAUUUUCAUCUCACGCCAUAUGUGCAAUAGCCUCUCCCGAUGGGAUUCGGCUGCCAUUUCGUAUGCUGGAAAGUAGUUUAUCUUUUGCACUUGAAUUUUAGGGAUUUAAAGCUUUCUCUUUUUGCAGCAAUCAACAGUUUUUUGUUUUUUGUCCCAGAAAUAUCCAAACGUGUUGCGAUGUUGUCAAAAUGUGGUGUCUACGUAAUGUUUUAAUGAGCUUCAGUCACCUUUGAUGUCUUUUUCUUUUUGAGAAGAGAGAUAACGAGUGUAAAAAAUCAGUACGCCGUCCAUAAACAAUGCUUCUACUGCAGGACACUAGUCUGAAAAACAUAAUGCACUUAAACACUACCACUCUCUGUAGCAGACGGGUGUGAGAGUUUCAGUUUUUUUAUUUUGGUGGACAGAUAUUUCACUUAGGUGGAUAAUGUAAAAAUGUUUUUGUUAACUUAAGAUUUAAACCCAAAAAUAAGGCAUCACAAAUUCAUACUUUCAAUACACAAUAUGUAUAUAUAUUUCACAGUAAGUUUCUGCUUUACAAUGUAAACACUACAGGAGAGCUUUUCACAGUAGAACGCGGUGUCUGUUGUUGCUGUCACGUGACAGCAGCAUCAGUUACCCUGGGUAACUGCUGUUCAGAUUAACGCAUAAGCCAUACAAUAGAAACAUAUUUCAGUCUGAGGUUGUGCUCAUUUUAAUUUUUACUUUGACUGUAAGUGUGUUAAAAAACUGUGUACUGUAUGUUUGGUAACUGGAACAAAGAAACAACUUGUGCCUCUCGACAAUCAUUGUGUAGUUUCUCAGUUUUCUGUCUAUUAUGUUUUUGUUUCUUUCUUAAAAGACUUGAUAUGCUGUGGAAUCUAAAACAUGACUGGUCAGUUCAUGGUGCUUUAUCUCACUGUCUCAUGAUGGGUUAUCACUCCUGCACAUCAGUGCAGAUGUAUUCAAUUCGUGAUACUGUAAAAGAAAACCACAAAACUGUUUUUAAAAUCUUUAUUUGGGUUGUUCAAAUAAAUGGGGGGAAAAUACAGUUUGCAAUUGAGUAUUCUUGGCGUCAGUAUUUUCUGUAAUCACAGUUUCAUCCUUUUUUUUUUUACCACAUUGUUUAUCUCAGUGAACAGAUGUUUUCAUUGGCAAAAUAUAUUAAUUAUAUCAAUAAUUUAAAUCUGCCCACACUCCAAUGAAUGGCCCCAUGGUCCAUGCUGUUAUUUUCCAAUUCACUGCUCUUUUACAAACUUCCCAACAUAUUUUUUUUUUAUUAUUUUUUGCAAACUGAAAUGGGUCAAAUGUUGAAUACAAUAAUAUUUCUGUCAAAAAAAAACAAUACCAAACAUUUAAAAUCCUUAACUUUUACGAGCCAUUUAAGAUGUAAUGCAAACAUAACCUGUUAGAAUAACAUUGGUUGCAGAUCAUUUGCAAUAAACUAAUAAAAUGAUAGCAAGCAGAGAAAUUGUUAUAAU
Molecule: messenger RNA, 3009 nt
Organism: Larimichthys crocea (large yellow croaker)
Lineage: Eukaryota; Metazoa; Chordata; Actinopteri; Sciaenidae
Product: SLC35A4 upstream open reading frame protein-like
Exons: 3
Coding region: 69-380 (103 amino acids)
Source: RefSeq, a predicted model, not a curated record